CCUUUGCUUUCUUAUUGUUCUAUCAUCCAAUCACCUUCUCUCCCGCCAAAAAAAAACCAGAACAAAAAAGGCACAAAGCUGCCAAUUCAUGGCGAGAGCUCCCCCUCUCACCCCCUGCCGCCACCUCCAUCCUCGACCAAUCACAGCCAAACCAACCCAACUACUCUCCCCAAUUACAAUAACCACUCCUCGCAAAAUCUCCUCCGUUCACGUCAGCAGCACCACCUCCGACACCAUGACUAGUCGCGGGUACAUUCAUCCGUCUCUCGAGAUCGUCGGCGGUGGCCGACAUCGCGACUCGAUACUCCAGGAUCUGAAGACCCUGGCCCUUCCGUACAAUCCGUUUCCUGUGAUCGGAUGGAACGGCCACGUGGAGACCCUCUUCGCUGCCUUCUUUCGGUCCGUCCCUGACGUAAGGCUCCGCCGUGAGUGCCUCCGUACCGAAGAUAACGGGACCGUCGCCCUCGAUUGGGUGUCCGGUGACGAUCGUUACUUGCCGCGUGACUCUCCGAUCCUCAUUUUGCUGCCAGGUUUAGCCGGAGGGAGUGGGGACGCGUACGUUAGGCACAUGUUGGUUAGAGCCAGAAGCAAAGGUUGGCGUGUGGUCGUCUUCAAUAGCCGAGGUUGUGGAAAUAGCCCUGUCACCACUCCUCAGUUCUAUUCAUCUUCGUUUUUAGGAGAUAUGCGUGAAGUAGUGGAGCAUGUUGCCACUCGAUUUCCAAAAGCUAAUUUAUAUGCUGUUGGUUGGUCGCUUGGGGCCAACAUUCUUGUUCAAUAUUUGGGUCAGGAAUCUCAUACUUGCCGCCUUUCUGGUGCCGUAUCAUUGUGUAAUCCUUUCAAUGGUCUCCUUACAGAUCAGAACCUUCGUAAGGGCUUUAACAUUGUCUAUGACAAAGCUCUUGCACGUGCUCGCCGUGAAAUUUUUAAGAAGCAUGCUCUUCUCUUUGAAGACAUGGGUGGUGAAUAUAAUAUCCCAUUGGCUGCCAAUGCGAAGACUCUUAGGGAGUUUGACGAAGGACUAACUCGUGUUUCAUUUGGUUUCAAGUCAGUGGAUGACUACUACUACAAUUCUAGCAGUUCAGACUCAAUAGAACAUGUUCGCAUACCUUUGCUCUGUAUCCAGGCGGCAAAUGAUCCGAUUUGUCCAUCUGUGGGAAUUCCUCGGGAAGAAAUAAAGGAAAAUCCAAACUGUUUGUUGAUUAUUACACCCAAAGGUGGCCAUCUGGGGUGGGUUGCGGGUGUUGAAGCUCUGCGCGGGGCUCCUUGGACUGAUCCUGUUGUGAUGGAUUACCUAGAGCAUCUAGAGAGAGGAGCAUCCAAAGGCCUUGCAUCUUGUAGUAAUUCAGUUUGUGAGCAGCAAUAUGCUGAGCCUGAGGGAUUGCUAAGCCUAGAAGUACUGUAGCCGACAGGUGCUUAGCAUUCUUCAUACACACACACACGUGAUAUUAUUAUAUCCACUCAAAUUUAAUCUUGCAAUCAUGGUCAUGUAAAUAUACAUUUAAAAAAGAAUAGGAUAAUGCCAUCAAAUUCUUUCUACUCCAGGUACUGUCAUUGGAGCCUAGCAGACACAAACAUCAUUGGAUUACAUAUUUGAAAUUUGAGGUAUAGAAUCAUGAAUUUACAAAAAAUGAAUGGACUAAAGAUAUAAUAGUCUAGGGAAUUGUUCAUCUUUAGGUUAAAAACACAUCCAAGGGCAGUAUAUAUGCAGAUCACAUGUUGAAGUAUACAUUUGCAUUUGUUCUGUCAGUGAAAUGAAGCAGCAAUCCUGUAUUUACUAUGAGUAUUUUUAUCAAGAGAUUAAACCCGAUUUAACACCACGUUCAAAUCGAUCAGCAUUUUAUAUACUCCUAUAUAAAAUCUUCACCGUCAAUGGUGCGAUGGACCCUUCUGGCCUGUCCUUAUGUGACAAGGAAUAACCUAGUGCUUUGUUCGAUGCCUAUCCUUUUUGGAUGUUGAGUUUCUUGUUUUUUCGUUGCAUUAACAUUGGAUUUGGUCUUGGUAGUAUAUGCUCUCUUAGGUCUAAAGUUUGAACCUUUAGGUGGAAAUAAUUUUUAGGAGUCAC
Molecule: messenger RNA, 2062 nt
Organism: Juglans regia (Persian walnut)
Lineage: Eukaryota; Viridiplantae; Streptophyta; Magnoliopsida; Fagales; Juglandaceae
Product: embryogenesis-associated protein EMB8-like
Exons: 8
Coding region: 89-1402 (437 amino acids)
Molecular function (GO): short-chain carboxylesterase activity; monoacylglycerol lipase activity
Source: RefSeq, a predicted model, not a curated record